This is a messenger RNA of Epithele typhae, 1560 nucleotides long. RefSeq names its product threonine ammonia-lyase. Gene Ontology annotation, biological process: L-threonine catabolic process. The transcript has 7 exons. Gene Ontology annotation, molecular function: threonine deaminase activity; pyridoxal phosphate binding. The coding region runs from base 1 to 1560 and encodes 519 amino acids. NCBI's taxonomy places the organism in Eukaryota, Fungi, Basidiomycota, Agaricomycetes, Polyporales, Epitheliaceae. The record is from RefSeq and is a predicted model, not a curated record.
AUGACGCCCUCGACGACGGUCGAGUACGCCUCCAGCGCGCCCGAGCGCAUCCCAAACGCGCGAUAUCCGCGCCUCCCGCCUCAUGCCCUGCUCCCCGACGGUUCACCCGACUAUCUACGUCUCAUUCUCACGUCCAAGGUCUACGAGAUCGUCAAGGAGACCCCCCUCGUCUAUUGCCCGAACCUCUCUACGCGGCUCGGCAACCAGAUAUGGCUCAAGCGUGAGGACCUGCAGGAAGUCUUCAGCUUCAAGAUCCGCGGCGCAUACAACUUCAUGGCCAGUCUUUCCGAGGAGGAGCGGUGGAAGGGCGUCGUGACAUGCAGCGCGGGUAACCACGCUCAGGGCGUCGCGCUCUCGGGCUCGCGUCUCGGCAUCCCCUGCACGAUUGUGAUGCCCAAGGCGACACCGUCGAUCAAGGUCCGCAAUGUCUCCCGGCUCGGCGCGAAGGUCGUCCUCUUCGGCCAAGACUUCGACGAGGCCAAGGCCGAGUGCGCGCGCCUUGCACAGGCGCACGGGCUCGUCUUCGUGCCCCCGUAUGACGACCCACUCGUUAUUGCCGGCCAGGGCACCGUCGGGCUCGAAGUGCUCAAGCAGUACGUAAAGCGGAUCGGGUCUCCCAAUACGAAGGUCAUCGGCGGUGAGACCGUCGACGGGGACGCAAUGGAGCGCAGCUUGCAGAAGGGCGAGCGGGUGACGCUCAGCGAGGUCGGGCUAUUCAGCGACGGCACGGCGGUGAAGAUCGUGGGCGAGGAGCCGUUCCGGAUCUGCAAGGAACUGUUGGACGGCGUGGUCAAAGUCGACACAGACGAGCUCUGUGCAGCCAUCAAGGAUAUCUUCGAGGAAACGCGCUCCAUCACCGAGCCGGCAGGUGCGCUCGCUCUCGCUGCUGUCAAGCGGUAUAUCGUGGACAACCAGUUGGUUGGCGCGGAGAAGAAAUUCGUGGCCGUCAUCAGCGGCGCGAACAUGAACUUCGACCGUCUACGCUUCGUCGCGGAGCGUGCGGAAUUGGGAGAGGGUAGAGAAGCGUUGCUCAGUGUUGAGAUCCCUGAGCGGCCUGGAAGCUUCGUGGCCUUACAUGACAUGAUUCAUCCACGUGCAACCACGGAGUUCGUGUAUCGAUACCAUCAUCACGAGCGCGCACAGAUUUUCCUGUCGUUCCAGCUGGAAACUACAGCACGAACCCGAGAAGUCUCGGAGGUCAUCGCCGCGCUCGAGCACCAAGACAUGAAGGCCGUUGACAUCAGCGAUGACGAGAUGGCGAAGACGCACGCGCGAUACAUGAUCGGUGGUUGCACUGAGGUGCCCAACGAGCGGCUGUUCAGAUUCGAAUUUCCCGAACGCCCCGACGCCCUGCGGCGGUUCCUCAAAGGGCUUCAUGUGGGGUGGAACAUUUCUCUGUUUCAUUACCGCAAUCACGGAGCAGACAUCGGCAAGGUCCUCGCGGGCAUCCAAGUGCCACUAGAGGAAAGGGAGCAGUUCGAGAAGUAUUUGCAAAAUCUGGGCUAUCCUUACGUAGAAGAGACCGAGAACCAAGUGUACAAGAAGUUCCUGCGGGGCUGA